Molecule: messenger RNA, 1351 nt
Organism: Protopterus annectens (West African lungfish)
Lineage: Eukaryota; Metazoa; Chordata; Ceratodontiformes; Protopteridae
Gene: RPL4
Product: ribosomal protein L4
Exons: 10
Coding region: 151-1284 (377 amino acids)
Biological process (GO): translation
Cellular component (GO): cytosolic large ribosomal subunit; ribosome
Molecular function (GO): RNA binding; structural constituent of ribosome
Source: RefSeq, a predicted model, not a curated record
GUUCGGAGCAAGCUAGUAUUUUCAUAGUUUGCUGUUUUGGCGGAGGUAGAAAUUGGAACGGUAGUAGAUCGUUCUUCCUUUUCCUGUCGUGGCUGCGGUACAGUGAGGAGUGUGGAUUUGAGUGAUCCACGCUCUUUUAUUAUAACAAUAAUGGCGUGUGCACGUCCUCUGAUUUCGGUUUACUCCGAAAAGGGGGAGACGUCUGGUAACAAUGUUGUCUUGCCAGCUGUGUUCAAAGCUCCCAUUCGUCCAGAUAUUGUGAAUUUUGUUCACACUAACUUGCGGAAAAACAAUAGGCAACCUUACGCAGUUAGUGAACUCGCAGGACACCAGACCAGUGCAGAGUCCUGGGGUACAGGUCGAGCUGUGGCUCGUAUUCCUCGUGUUAGAGGUGGUGGAACUCAUCGCUCUGGCCAGGGAGCAUUUGGCAAUAUGUGUCGUGGUGGGCGUAUGUUUGCCCCUACAAAAACCUGGCGUCGCUGGCAUCGCAAAGUGAACACAACUCAAAAGCGGUAUGCCAUCUGUUCUGCUUUGGCAGCUUCAGCUCUCCCUGCUUUGGUUUUGUCAAAAGGACACCGUAUUGAGGAAAUCCCAGAAGUUCCUCUUGUUGUCGAGGACAAGAUUGAGGGUUACAAGAAGACUAAGGAAGCUGUACUGCUGCUUAAAAAAAUAAAAGCCUGGAAUGACGUAAAAAGGGUUUAUGCUUCUCAGCGCAUGCGUGCUGGUAAGGGUAAAAUGAGAAAUCGUCGUCACAUCCAACGCAGAGGACCAUGUGUUAUCUACAGUGAAGAUAAUGGUAUCACAAAGGCUUUCAGAAAUAUCCCUGGUGUCACCUUGUUAAGUGUGAACAAACUUAACCUUUUGCGACUUGCUCCUGGUGGUCAUGUUGGACGUUUCUGUAUCUGGACUGAGAGUGCAUUCCGCAGGCUGGAUGAUUUGUAUGGCACAUGGCGGAAACCUGCCUCACUCAAAAAUAAUUACAACCUUCCAAUGCAUAAGAUGACACAAACCGAUUUGACUCGAAUCCUUAAGAGUGAAGAAAUCCAGAAGGCUUUGCGCCCACCCAACAAAAAGAUACAUCGUAGGGUGCUGAAGAAGAACCCAUUAAAGAACUUGCGUGUUAUGUUGAAACUGAAUCCCUAUGCGAAGACAGUUCGUCGUCGUGCAAUCCUUCGCAGAAUUCCAAAGCCAAAAGCCGAACCCAAGGCGGAGAAGGCACCAAAGGCAGAACCAGGACAAAAGGUUCAGAAGAAAACUCGGAAGGCUGCAAAAAAAACCGCAUAAACUUUCAUUUUCGCCUUCGAGUAAAAUAUGGGAAUUUCAAAAAAUAAAAGUUUAAAAUAAGAAUUUA